CUACACUCAAACAUAAACUAAAACCCUAACCCUAAUCCUAGCAAGCAGAAGCAGAGGAAAAUGACGCAGAAGGCUAAUCUUUUCAAGGGUCAAGCGAAGAAGAAAUCAAUUCCUCUUAAUCGUCAUGGGAAAGUCCCUCUUACUCGCAAAGGAAAGAGAUUCGUGAAGCCAUCCAAGGUUACAAAGGAUAUGGAUGCUGAUCGUGAGGUGAGCAAAUUCAUUAACCACUGCAAUGAGAUUAAAGCAGUUACUUUAGCUCAGAAAGAAGGUGGCCAACUAAACAUCGUUCAACCGCCACCAGAGUCUGCAAGUGGCGCAAAUAAAUAGUUAAUGAUGGUGUAGGGGGAUAGUUGUGAUAACUGAAUAUAUCUUAUGAUGCUGAUGCUACUUCUCAGUGCCUUUGUUGUAAAUUGCAAAUGCAAUUUUGAUAGUCCCGUCUUUCUUUACCUUGCAAGAGUGUUUUGUGGUGUAUGCUUUAGUUUGAAUUGCUCCAUUUUUCUUCUUUCUUUCUUCUAGAUAUGGGGGGUUUGGGAUAUUGUAGUUGUCAUAGCCUUAUUCCAUUCUUGAAGUAACUGGGAAAGUUUUGUCUAUAUGGAAAAAUGUGUAUCAUUUUAAAGGACACAAAGUUGUUUCAUUUUAAACGAGAGA
Gastrolobium bilobum is the source of this 648-nucleotide messenger RNA. RefSeq lists its product as uncharacterized. The record is from RefSeq and is a predicted model, not a curated record. Bases 61 to 327 code for a protein of 88 amino acids. NCBI's taxonomy places the organism in Eukaryota, Viridiplantae, Streptophyta, Magnoliopsida, Fabales, Fabaceae. The transcript has 3 exons.